AUGAAUGAACGAUCUUCAAAAGUAGCGUUGAUUGAGAAUCGCAUUAUCUUGGUCAAAGCGCUCUUCUUCUCCUACAAUCUUGGCUCGCUCAGACUUCCACCGCUACUUCGCCUCGAACAACGACGACUUUGGCUAGCUAGUCUCGCGCCUCGCAAAAUGGCGUCAGUUGUCGUGGUUGCUUCCGGAGCCGCUCUUGCCGUUACUGUUCCAUUCAUUGCACUCAAAGAGCUUCUUGAGAAAAGAACCAUGAGCAAUAUGAAGAAACACCUUGGCCGCAAAUCAGUUUGUCGUGUCAAUUUCGGAAAUAUUGAAGAUUCGUACGCAGCGGAGUACGUCAAGAGUCAAAAGAAUCAGAAACAGGCCGACGCCUAUUCAACUGAUGAUGAAGAUCGCGCCUCAACCACCAGCGCACCACCACAAUACGAGGAUCUAUUCAAUCCACCACCACCAUCCUACGAAAGUAAGGAUUUGUCGAAAUUCGAAUAG
This is a messenger RNA of Caenorhabditis bovis, 486 nucleotides long. NCBI's taxonomy places the organism in Eukaryota, Metazoa, Nematoda, Chromadorea, Rhabditida, Rhabditidae. The record is from the annotation of a GenBank genome assembly.